This is a messenger RNA of Scedosporium apiospermum, 1494 nucleotides long. RefSeq lists its product as uncharacterized. The record is from RefSeq and is a predicted model, not a curated record. Bases 1 to 1494 code for a protein of 497 amino acids. NCBI's taxonomy places the organism in Eukaryota, Fungi, Ascomycota, Sordariomycetes, Microascales, Microascaceae. Gene Ontology annotation, cellular component: Cul4-RING E3 ubiquitin ligase complex. Gene Ontology annotation, molecular function: protein binding. The transcript is spliced from 5 exons.
AUGCCUCCCCGCGAGAUCCCCGGCUUCUACUACGACGAGGCCAAGGGCAAAUAUUUCAAAAUAGAAAGCCGAGCCACAGCGCCCGUUAACGCCCCCUGGUCCUCCGACAACGUCAAAAAACUUAAACGCAAAGAGAAAGCCGAACGGAAACGGCGAAAUGCCGAGGCGCGGGCGCGAGUCACGUCGGCGGGGAAGGUCAAGCCGGCUAGGAUUACGCGGAGAGGGGGUGGGGUCUUCGGGAAGCAGAGCCUGGCCGGGACGGUGCUGAGGGUUGAGUGCUCGGGGAGGAAAGGCGUGGUCGAGGAGGGUGAUGUGAGGGCUUGGGUGUACGGUAGUGGGUUGAGGGGGAUGGGGGAAGCGGGACUGGGAGGGGCGAGGGUUGGUUGGGGAGGGGAUUUGGUGGGGAGUUUUGCGGUGGAUUGGGGGGAUGGGGAUGGAUUGCCGGGGAUUUAUGCUGGACAACUGGUGGAUCAGGGCAGGAUGAUGAUGUGUGGGCAGUAUAUACCGACAGAUGAGACUGGCCUAGUAUGUUGGGAUUCUUCAAGAAACGGCGGCUGGCUCAUCCCUCCGGGUGGAAUCCGAUCCCUCAUCGUCCCUGAAUUCGCCUCCAUUGGCUACAAUCCCACACACCAAGUCAUCUUCAUGGCCGGCCUAUCCAACCCCGCAGCCUUCAUGUCGUUCACCUGGUUAAAACCCAUCUCCUACCCCGGCGACCGUUUUCUAAGAGGCAUACGUCGAGUCACCGGAGCAUGCCUCGCAAGACUUCCGCAAGGAACGCCUCCGAACCACCUCUCCUCCCACACAGCCUCCCCCGCCCUCCCCCAACACCCCAACCUCUUCUGCUUCGCCGGCACAAACGCCGGCGUCCUCGCCCUCCACUCAACGGGCGACACAUCCUGGGUCCACCCCACCCGCUCCUCCGGCGACAUCUUCACCACGGACUGCCACCCGUCCGACCCCAGCCUCCUCCUAGCGGCCGGCAGACGCGGUAUAGUAACACUAGCCGACAUGCGCGUCGGCCCCGCCACGCACGCCCCGCCGCCGAGUUUCUCCCACGGAAGCCCCGUGACGCAUUUACGCAUCGCGCCCGACGGGAACCCCUAUCGUAUCGUGGUCGCCGGGUUGAGGAGUAAAAUGGCGAUAUACGACCGGCGGUGGAUGGGUCGCUAUCCUCGGACCGAGGCGCUGCCGUAUCUUCCGUUUCCGGCGUAUAAGAAUGAGGUUCGGUUGAGGAUCGGAUGGGACGUCGAUCCUGGGGGCGAUGGUGGGGGAGCAGGGGUCAUUGUCGCCGCGCAUGACGAUGGACAGGUCGGUGUGUAUUCGGCCGCUUCGGGGCGGAGGGUCGGAUUUCUUCCUUUGGGGGCCGGGGAGAGGGAGCCUGUGAGGUGUUUGAGGGUUGGGAGGGUGAGGGGGGAGGAGAUGCCCAGUGUGCUUGUUGGGGCAGGAGGAGGGGUUUUGAAGUUUUCUUGCGGUGCGGGUGAGGGUGAAGAGUAA